Molecule: messenger RNA, 1644 nt
Organism: Mesorhabditis belari
Lineage: Eukaryota; Metazoa; Nematoda; Chromadorea; Rhabditida; Rhabditidae
Source: the annotation of a GenBank genome assembly
AUGUGGUUAUAUCUUUUAUCUAUAUUUUCUCUAUGCAUUCCUUGCCAAGCCUGGUUCUACAACCGAGAUGAUCCAGAUGCGUGGACGAAAGGCGGCGUUUUCCCAUUGCCAACACAAUUGAAUUAUGGAUCGGAGAACAUCACCAUUUCACCCAAACGAAUCCUAAUCCAAGCCGGUGAUCACGAGGAGUGCGACAUUGUAGCGAAAAGUGUCGAAACUUACAUCAAAAAGUGGAUGUUCCCGUUCCCAGUCGAGCCUCGAACCGACUUCAACGAGUUCGGUGUUCAAGUACAGAUCGAAGAGAAAUGUCCGAUUGGAGUCCCGCCAGAUGAUAUGGUUGAAUCGUAUAACUUAUCCGUAACUAAAGACGGCGCUGUGCUGAAAGCGAAACAAGUUUGGGGCUUUUUGCGGGGUCUCGAAACACUCUCGCAGCUCAUUUUCUAUGAUGAGCCAAGCAAUUCGUACCUCGUUCGAACUGCAGACAUCAUCGACAAUCCUCGUUUCCAAGUGAGAGGCUUGCUUCUCGACACGUCAAGGCAUUUCGUUCCGACAAAAAUCUUGCAAAGACAGCUUGAUCUCAUGGCUCAAAACAAGCUCAACGUUCUCCAUUGGCACAUCGUUGAUAGCGAAUCUUUCCCCUAUCAAUCAACCAAGUUUCCGGAAUUGACAAAAGUGGGUGCCUACUCGAAAAGACAUAUCUACACAAAAGAAGAUAUUAAAUCGGUGAUCGAUUACGCGAGGAUUCGAGGGAUUCGAGUGAUGCCCGAGUUUGAUUCUCCAGGUCACAUGGGUGCAUGGCGCGGUGUAAAAGAUCUCCUGACUGAUUGUUUCGAUGAAAAUGGAGUCAGCACAAAUCUCCCGAAUCUCAUCGACCCAUCUGAAGAAAAGAAUUUCGAGUUUUUGAGUCAAUUUUUCAAGGAAGUGGCCGACGAUUUCCCGGACGCUUACAUUCAUCUCGGCGGCGACGAACCGGAGUUCUGGCUUGCGGAAUGCUGGGAUCGAAACCCAAAAAUUCAAGCUUUCAAGGAAAAAAUGGGCUUUUCGACGAACACGGAAUUGGGGGAUUUUUACGUCGAGAGGCUUCAAAACGCUGUCGCCAACGCAACAAAUCACAAGACGCAAAUUUUCUGGCAAGACGUUUUUGACAAUAAUAAACCGGCCAGCUCGUCGAUCAUUCACGUUUGGAAAGGGGAAACACAUCCCGAAGUGAUGGCGAAUAUUAAAAGAGUGACAGAGAGUGGGAGAAGGGUCAUUCUCUCAUCUUGUUGGUAUCUCAAUAGAAUCAAUUACGGAGCCGACUGGAAAGAAAACUUUGAUGAAAAAGGGCCUGAGAAUUCGUAUUCUGGCUACUACAAUUGUGAUCCUCGAGGCUUCGACGGAACACCCGAGCAGAAAGAUCUCGUUUUGGGUGGAGUGAUCGCGUUGUGGGGGGAAAUGGUCGACGCAACGAAUAUGGAGAGUCGUUUGUGGCCUAGAGCUUCAGCGGUGGCUGAACGAUUGUGGUCGCCAGCCGAGUUGACAAAGGAGGCGAAAAAGGCUUGGCCGAGAAUGCACGAGUUGCGGUGUAGACAGCUCUCUCGUGGCUUCCGGGUUCAACCCACCAAUUGGCCGGAUUUUUGUCCCUUCGAAUGGUCUGGGGAUAAU